UGGAGUCACGAAUCUAGUCUUUUCCGGGCAUUAUUUGGUUCUAUUGUCCAAAGCCUUUGGAAAUAAACAACCUCAAACACCAAUACAAGGUGUCGGAUGAGACUUGGUAAAGACCGACUGUGACCACCAGUGCAGUCGGCACCAUGGAGCCCACUCCCCACUUUCGAACACACAGAGGACGCGCAAACGGUGUUCACCAUGAUGGUGCUGGGACAGGACGAAGAGCUCACCAUAAAAACAAGCAAUGGGUCGCGGAUGGGGCCACCAGCAGAAGUAGCACACCUCAUGGAGGCGUAGACACCGAGCGAUGGGAGCGUGGAGGGCACAGAGGAAGCAGGGGUCGAGGAAGAGGCACACGUGGCAAAUUUCCCAACACUACCUUGAAUUUCCGUCAUGCAGGCGCUCUAGACGCUGGAUCAGCUGCUGCUAGUGAAGGGGACAAUAGCGAAAUGGAGGAUGCCACUGAUGUAGAUGAAGUCGAGGAACAUGUGCCAGAGACGCUCGAGGAAAGGGAACGAUUCUGGAAAGAGCUUGUGAAAGCGCGAGAAGUUGAGCGCAAGAAAGCUAUUUCGGAGGGCAAAAUGGACGAUCCUACUGUGCCAAAACGACUAGAAGAUGCUAUCACAAUGGUUGGCACGUGCAUGGAUAUGUGCCCCAGAUUCGAACGGUACCGCCGUGAACGCGAGAACAACCUCUUUGAGUGGGAAAUUGUUCCAGGCACCAAACGUGUCGAUCACAAGAGAGCUGUUAAAAUGUAUGAGCGGGCAGCUGGUGACAAGACGCUACCCUCCGACCUUCGUCCCCCAAAAGUUCUUCGACGUACACUUGACUAUCUUUUCCAUGACCUGCUUCCCCGAGGUGGCUUUUCUGCCACCUUCAAUUUCAUUCGUGAUCGUUCGCGUGCUGUGCGAAGUGACUUCACGAUGCAGCAUGAAAUGGGUUCCAUUGCAAUGGAAUGCCAUGAUAGAUGUGCACGGUUUCACAUCCUUGGUCUUCACCUGGAGCGCGACCAGAAGAAUCUGGAGGAACAGCAGCUGAAGUACACUCUCCAAAGUCUGAAGGAGUUUUACGAAGUUCAACGAGGAAAAUAUCAAUCCCCAACAGAGCUCGAAAUGCGAGUCUAUCAUCGCCUAAUCCAUAUUCGUGAUCAGACAGAGCGACAGGAGAAUAUCCCUGAUUUUAUCCUCGGUCAUCCGGCAUUCAAGCUCACCACCAAAUUCCGGCUGCUCGUACAGGCGAAGAGUGCUCCCAUCACCAGGAGCUCUGCGCUUUCCGUUGAUAACGAGGCGCUGGGCGUCUUCAACGAACUAAUUAUAGUGCUUCAGGGGGAAGGAAACUAUGCCAUGAUUUAUCUGGUCGCAUGCAUCAUAGAGCACCUAUUCGGCACCGAUACCGUCGACGAUAUUGAGAGCCUGAGGGAAAAUCUUGCCAUUCCGGAUAUCAUCGACGGCAACUCUGCUGCUGUAGAGGAGCACCAUGACGCCAUCGUGGAAGAACCAGACGCUAUGCACGAGGAAGAACUAGACGUUAUGCACGAGGAAAAACUAGAUGCUAUGCACGAGGAAGAGGAACCCCCCUUCGAGGCUGACUUGGUGGACGCACCACAAUCUUCCCCGAAGCCCCUGCAGCGAAGCGGAACCCAAUGGCUCAACGAUACAUUUGGUCUGAAGCCCACCGAAUCAGCAUUCUUGAACGCUAUUUCUCAAGCUGCGCCACAAUCUCCAAAGUCUGCAUUCUCAAAUCUGACGUCUGUUCCCAAUGUAUUCGGGACGACGACAUUCCAAACGUCAACAUUCGGUUCCACGAACGAAUUUGGUUUUGGCUCAGCACCCGUCCUUACAUCAGUAUUCGGAUCUUCUGCAACGGAGACCCCUGCCUUCAGCCAAGCACCCUCUUCGGCUCAACCUCCAGUUUUUGGUCAACCCCCACUUGUCCCAUCUCCAACCCCUGUAGCGCCCGUUGAGAACAAGACUCGGGCUUCGUUCAUAGUGCCUCCGGCACCUCCUUCCUCUACCUUCAGCAAAUUAUUGCCCCCCUCCCCCGAACGCCCCUCCAUACCCGAGGUCAACAAGACUGCGUCGUCUAUACAACCCCAACCUCCUCUCAACCCUCAUGCACCAGUAUUUGCCCCAUUACUUCCUCCAGUUAGCGCACAACCUGCACCUUCGUACCAACCUCCCGAUCCUCCCUCCCCCGGCACUUCACAGCCAACUUUUGGCAUUCCCCGUGAUUCUUUCGGUGGCUUAGAUGGAACACCACCUGCUCAACCGCCACCUUUAAGCAGACCUCAGCCAAUAUCUUUACCGCCAACACCCACUGCGACAUUUAUCCCUUCAGCCGUCUCUGGCAAGUCCGUUUUCGGGUCUCUCAAGAAACUUCAAUCUACUUCGCUUGCCCCUUCCCCAACUGAGAUUCUCAGCCCACUGGUACUUUCAUCACCCGGGACAAAAUCGACUUUUAGUUCUAUGGCCAGCCUACACCGACGUGACUCACUACCAACCCCCUUGCGUGUAACGACCACCGCUGCUGAUCUUGAAACAAUUUCGACUAAACUGGAAAGCCCACUGAAUGGCAAGACAUCGGCUUCUUCAUUUACAAGCAAAGUGGACCAAGAAACACUUGAAUCUAAAGCUUUCGCAUUUACUCGAAGGAGCUUGCUCGUGAAGGAGGCCUUCCAUGAAUGGAUGGAACGGACGACUGCUCGCACCAAGUGGAAGGAGGCUUGUCGGCGGAGCGAUGCCUAUAGCCAGCGUGUACAAGCAGAGCGGCUUUCCAAGAGUACUAGCUCGUUGCCACAAGAGACCAAGCGCAAAGUGGUUACACCGGAACGGCCACUUCCUGUCAGGAAGCGUCUCAGAAAUCGCUUGUCCAGCGAAUAUCGGCCACCGCCCAGUGAUGAAGAACUUGUAAGGCGGUUCGAAAAGAAUCGUGAAGAGAACGAACGGCGCUGGGCUCGUGGAUCCUUCCUCCAUAUGCUGCAGCAACACUUGAACGCGACGGCACGUGGCGUUCCCGAAAGCUGGGCUGCGUGGCUGUCCUUGAACCAGGAUAACGAUGGAACUGCCAUUUGGCUCGAACUCAAAUUUGAUGUGCCUGACUCUGGCAGCUGGAAGGAUGUCCAUAUAUUCCAGAUACCGGUGGCACCACAGCCACAAAACAGCACAGCACGAUACCCGGGUAUCAUCGUUUUUGAGCGAACCCCAGUUAGCGAGGUUGAAGACCCUCUGGAAAGAAAAUAUCGAAUGCUGGAUGAUUGCUCACGUUUACGGGAUAUCAUCGAGUCCUUGCCUCCUGAUAGGCAUUUCAUUCCAUCCCUCUUGACGAUAUCUUGGUCUGGUGGAGGGCCCGACUCUUCUUCCGAUUUUAAUGAUAUGAUUGCUGCAAUACUUCACGAUGAAAUCACGUCUUCCCAUGUUGAUCUAUCAUUAACAUCCACUGCCUUGGACCUUGACUCUAAGUUUCAGUCGGCCUUGCAGUCACUCAAACUUGAUACUGAAGGCAAACUCGUACGGCGGAUGUCUGUACCUGACCUCUUCGGACGAUGGAAACCCAUAUGGCAGAUAUUUACCUCCCGGCGAUUGGAACAAUGCACAUUAAAUGGCGAAUUUGACUGGGGUUUCCUUGGGAGAUUCUUAGAGUUGUGCAUAGAGCUCCUAAACGCCAUCUCUAGUGCUGCGCUUCAAUUAAUGAGUGGCAGCGUCUUUGAAGAUAUCCUGCCCAGCCUGCAGCUGCAAGAUGUCAGAGACUCGGACUCGACAUUUGGCGUGGUUUUGCGAUGGCUGGACAAUCCAUCGCUACAAGAUGCCAGUAGACAUCUCGCAGAUGAUCUGAGAUCGCACCAGACCCUUGACCGAGAGUUUCCCUCGAGGACUUUCAUUCAAUACAUAUAUAACGUCGCUCAGGAGCUGUCCAUUCGACACUUCAACCCCAACGCCGCAAACCAUACCCUCAUACGGAAGACCCAUCUUGAUGCCACGACGUCGAAAAUCUCGGCUAAGCAGAGUUCUUACUCGGACGAGCUCAAUGCUCUUCGUUCCGCCAAGCUGCGACAGUCAUCUAAACGUAUUGCAUCACUCGAUAUCUCAUCCAGCCGGUCUUCUACACCUGCCAAGCGGAGGCGAUUAUCCACCUCUGAUGAUUCGACGCAUAGCGAGAGUGGAAGUCCUCCACUGAGCAUCACUAGUCAUGCCUACACCUCACCCUCGAUCAGCACCACAUCUUUGCCUCCUGAGGAGAAGUCCACAGUGGUUACAUCUGCUAUGCUUCGUGCUCUUACUAGGGAUAUACGGACUAAGUUUGGUAGUCAUAAAUGACAGGUUUCAUGACGUGGCUACAAUGUUAUUGCAUAAUCUCUCUAUUACAUUCAUAUCACUCCCAUCAAUCGGGUCGUUGCUCAGGUCAAACA
Suillus paluster is the source of this 4405-nucleotide messenger RNA. RefSeq names its product SAC3/GANP/Nin1/mts3/eIF-3 p25 family-domain-containing protein. The record is from RefSeq and is a predicted model, not a curated record. The transcript has 14 exons. Gene Ontology annotation, cellular component: nucleus; transcription export complex 2; cytoplasm. NCBI's taxonomy places the organism in Eukaryota, Fungi, Basidiomycota, Agaricomycetes, Boletales, Suillaceae. Gene Ontology annotation, biological process: mRNA export from nucleus. Bases 144 to 4313 code for a protein of 1389 amino acids.